AUGAGCAAGUGCCUAGGCCUGUCUUUGGCAAAUCCACAUUUCAGGAGAGCCAUCAAGCCAACUCGGCCAAGGUCACAUGGCACUGUAGCCAAGGCAUGUGGUUCGAUGACCCAAGUCAUGGCAAGUAUGUACCAAAGUGCUUCAUCAGUCUUCACUCCUGUAUACGAGCUUCAUCAGUUCAAAGAUUUCAUGAGUACCCAAGUAGACCCAGUCGUUGAUAGUUUGCUGGGCCCAGGU
Messenger RNA from Pyricularia oryzae 70-15, 237 nucleotides. RefSeq lists its product as uncharacterized. The record is from RefSeq and is a predicted model, not a curated record. The transcript has 2 exons. Lineage: Eukaryota; Fungi; Ascomycota; Sordariomycetes; Magnaporthales; Pyriculariaceae. The annotation marks the transcript as partial.